UUUCCUCAUCAUAUGAGUUUGGUGAUUUGCAAAAAGCAAAAUCCACUCAAAGCAAGUUUAGAAAUGGCGAUGCAACUACCAUGCAUCAAACACAAAUAUCGGAAUUGCAAUCCGAGCUUAUUCGAGUUCAUGGUCAUUACCGACAUUUAAAAGGGUUACAUGAUAAAAUGUAUCAGGAAUUGGUUACUGAUUUUAUUUCAAAAAAAAGAGCUGAAGAAAACUAG
Messenger RNA from Racocetra persica, 224 nucleotides. The record is from the annotation of a GenBank genome assembly. Lineage: Eukaryota; Fungi; Glomeromycota; Glomeromycetes; Diversisporales; Gigasporaceae.